AUGGGAGGAGUGGAACGCACCGUUGGGAGGAUUGACGAGGGUUCUGUUUUGAAGGGGAUUAUCGUCCAUCAUCUGGAGGAGGCCGCCGAAACUGGAAAAAAAGGAAAAUCACGAUCAUCAUCUUGGAGGGCCGCCGAAAGGGGUUUCUUGGAGCUAACCAUUAAUCCUCCACAAGAUCUCACAAAUGGCUUCACCGAAACUCCUUUACACAUAUCAGCCUUGCUUGGCCACCUGGAAUUUACCAAGGCACUUGUCACAUACAAACCCAGACUACCCAUUGAGGUUGACUCUUCCCAGAACACACCCGUCCACUUGGCUUCUGCAGAAGGUCAUACCGAAAUCGUGAAGGAACUUCUUAAAGUUAAUGACAAGCCAUGCUCGUUUCCUAAUGAAGAGGGCAAAAUUCCUUUGCAUUAUGCAGUUAUGAGAGGGAGAUUAGACGUUGUGAAAGAGUUGGUGAACGCGAAGCCUGAGUCUCUGAGCUUUCUUGAUAAUGGAAACACUGUUUUUCACUUGUGUGUGAUACACCAUCAUUUGGAGACUCUCAAGUGUUUGGUGGAAUUGGAAGUUGCCAUUUCUGGGAAGCUUCUUAACUUCGCGAUUUCUGAUGAAGUGGGCAACACCGUUUUCCAUUUAGCUGUCGGGUCCAAGCAAGUUGAGGUGUGA
Neltuma alba is the source of this 666-nucleotide messenger RNA. RefSeq names its product ankyrin repeat-containing protein BDA1-like. Lineage: Eukaryota; Viridiplantae; Streptophyta; Magnoliopsida; Fabales; Fabaceae. Gene Ontology annotation, cellular component: plasma membrane. The record is from RefSeq and is a predicted model, not a curated record. Gene Ontology annotation, molecular function: protein binding. The transcript is spliced from 2 exons. Bases 1 to 666 code for a protein of 221 amino acids.